Molecule: messenger RNA, 2445 nt
Organism: Cylicocyclus nassatus
Lineage: Eukaryota; Metazoa; Nematoda; Chromadorea; Rhabditida; Strongylidae
Source: the annotation of a GenBank genome assembly
AUGCACCUAAUGAAUAUAUUCUCUUCGUGCCUUCUCCUGUUUCUUCCCACAAGUGUUGGAAGUGCUGGAGUUCCAUCAGUAUGCGUCGUGCGAGAGGUCCAAGACUUCCGAAAAGUCUACGAGUGUGUGCAAGGUUAUGAACGAGUUGUCUAUGGAAACAUAAAACGAUGUGCACAAAAAUGUCAUUCUUUGUUCUAUUGCAAGAAGAAACCGCAUCCAAAGUACAAGAAGGUCUACGUGUGCGUAGGACGUUAUCCUCGAAAAGAGUACAGAAAACUGAAGGAUUGCGAGUUGAAAUGCAAGGAAAGCAUCUGCUACAAAGUACCACUGGAUGAUGUCAAUAUAUCCGUGUAUGUAUGCAGAUUGUGCACCCCAGAAAGUGGUAAUCCAGGAUUCUUCAGAACCAUGGAUGAAUGCCUUAAUUAUUGCAGCGGUCAGCAGGAAACACUACAUCCAUCGCCGUCUACUUCAGCGGAUCCAACAGCCUCAUCCUCUGCUCUUACUACUUCAAUAGAUUCAGUAACAACAUCGGGUUCUUCUACUACUGCCACCAUGACUACAUCGGAUGAUCUUGAAAAUGUGACAACAACAGAAGCUGUGCCAAAAACGACGACUGCUGGUACGAUUACUUCCAGUGCCACUGUUGCUGCUAUUACAACCAGAUGGAUGGAAGGCUGGGGCCGAUGUACCGAAGAAAGCAGACCAUAUGCUGGUUCAUAUUUCACAGUUUACAUUUGCAACGACGUUGAUAACGGCGAAUUUCCUUAUGGAUCACUGGAGGACUGUCUGGAAGAUUGUGGAGCGACUCCACCCGAUACAACGCCUACUGAUAUCACAACAGUCAUAUAUGAUGACUUUAACACAAGUCCAGAACCUUCUGAAGGCACGCCGAUGGAUUCGACACCUUCAUCACAAGCACCUUCAAGUGUCACCGCAGGGCCUAGCACUGCUUCCACGGAUUCGGAGACUUCUGGUGCAACGGUGGAUUCCACAUCCUCAGACGUACCGCCUACUGACGUAACUCCUGCAUCGACGGAUUCUUCCUCGGGGACAACCAUCCUUAGGGGACCAACGCCGGAGGAGCCACUUGAGUCGGAAGGCCAACAAAGAAUUGUUACAAUAACGCCGCCUACCAAGGUUACGACACCAGCACCUGCGGAAUCUUCGACGGAGACAAAAACUCCUGAAGGACCGACGCCGGAGGGCCCACUCGAGUCAGAAGGGCAACAAAGAAUCGUUACAAUAACGCGGCCUCCAACAGUUACAACACCCGUACCUGCGGAAUCUUCGACGGGCACAGAUGCUUCCGAAAGCACAGACUCGUCACCUAUAACAGAUGAUGUCUCACUGCCUGAUGCCACAUCGUCUACACCUUUGGAAUCAUCUACCGGUAUCGAAGAUUUCGAUAACUCAACAGAUGACUGUUAUAUUUUCUCAAUUUCACCUCAAGGUUCCACGCCCAGCGUGCCCCUGGACACAGAAACUUCUGCUGCUACGAUGGACACAUCACCUGCGCAAGAUGUUACAACAUCGCCUGCCAGUGCUACAACGCCUAUAUCAGAAUCGUCGACGACCUCAGGAGAUUACGAAUACACAGAAGAUCACGAAGGCGAAACGAUGAAGACAUCAACCGUGACCCAAGCUGUGCUGUACUGCAAGAAGAAACCGCAUCCGGUGUAUAUUAAGGUCUACGUGUGCGUAGGACGUUAUCCCCGGAAAAUGUACAGAAAACGGGAGGAUUGCGAGUUAAAAUGCAAGGAUUCUACAACCUCGCCUGCUACUGCUACAACGCCUAUAUCAGUAUCGUCGACGACCUCAGAAGAUUACGGAUACGUCACAGACGAUUACGAAAACGAAACGAUGGAAUCAUCAACCGUGACCGAGGUACCUUCAACAAGCAGUCAACAAUCUGAGGAUACAACUUCCGGCUCGCCAUCGAAAUCUAAAGAAGGAGAAUCCUCUGCCACAGAAAAACGUGGCGAUGGUAUACUAAUUACAUCCCCAGCACCUUCGACUAGCGCAACCCCUGAAGACACCACUGCAGACACACCAACCACAGAAGUGUUUGCAAAUGUCUCAAAAGCUGGUAGAAGAGGUCCAGGAUCUGAAAUUGAUGAUUCGACAAGCACUGGAAGCACAACUGUGGACUCAUCAGCUUCAACAGCAAUUACAAAUGUUACAGGAGAAUCAACCUCUGACGAAGUGACGAGCUCGCCAGUCUCGACGGAAGUAAUGACUACGGAUGCUACAACACAUUCAACGGAAUCUUCCGUUGGGCCGGAAAUUCCCGAAGACACUAUGAAAGAAUCACCGGCAACGGAAGUAGUUACAUUAUCAACUGAUGCCACACCAUCUGAGCCAACGAAACCUCCAGCCGGCCCAGAAACUCCUGGAACACCAGAAGGUAUGUUGAUUGCUUGUAUGACAAUUAUUCUCGCUACAUAA